Messenger RNA from Coprinopsis cinerea okayama7#130, 1804 nucleotides. Its product is annotated as lanosterol 14-alpha-demethylase. Lineage: Eukaryota; Fungi; Basidiomycota; Agaricomycetes; Agaricales; Psathyrellaceae. The record is from RefSeq and is a predicted model, not a curated record. Gene Ontology annotation, molecular function: monooxygenase activity; heme binding; iron ion binding. Bases 50 to 1636 code for a protein of 528 amino acids. Gene Ontology annotation, biological process: ergosterol biosynthetic process. The transcript is spliced from 8 exons.
CACAGCCAGUCGAAUCGACACAGUCCUGGUUAUCUUCCCGCCUUCAGCUAUGGGUCUGGAUUUGGUGAAGCUCGGUUUCUUCCUUGCCGUCGUUCCUGUGGCGACCAUCCUCCUGAACGUUCUUCGUCAAUUGCUCUUUCCUACCAGAGCGCCGAAUCCACCAGAGGUUUUUCAUUGGAUUCCAAUCGUUGGAUCUGCGCUCCAAUACGGGAACGACCCCAUUAAUUUCUUCUUCAAGUGUCGAGAGAAGUACGGCGACGUCUUCACUUUCAUUUUGCUUGGCAGAAGAAUUACUGUGGCGUUGGGACCCAAAGGCAACAACUUCAUCCUUGGUGGCAAGUCGACCGUUUUCAACGCCGAGGAUGCAUACACCCACCUGAUUACGCCCGUCUUCGGCAAGGAUGUUGUGUACGAUGUCCCGAACGAAAAGUUCAUGCAGCAAAAACGAUUCAUCAAGGCUGGAAUCUCGACGGAGAACCUCCGUGCCUACGUCGGUAUGAUUGAGGAGGAGGUCGAAGAUUUCCUCGAGAAAGAUCCAUCUUUUGCUACCUACCAACAACGGAACCCAGCAAACGAGUGGGGAAGAUUCAACGCCGUUAAGACCAUGCAAGAGAUUACGAUCUUGACCGCCUCUAGGACCCUUCAAGGAAGAGAGGUUCGCUCGAGCCUGACGAAGGAAUUUGCGCAAACGUACAACGACCUAGACGGAGGCCUCACCCCGCUGAAUUUCUUGUUUCCCAAUCUGCCGCUCGAGAGUUACAGGAGGCGCGACCGUGCCCAGAAGAAGAUGAGUGACUUUUACAUCGACAUUAUCAAGAAGCGGAAGCUUGCUCAGGUCGAAGAGGUCGAGCAUGACAUGAUUGCCUCACUCUCUGAACAACGAUACCGCUCUGGCGCACCCCUCCCGGACCACGAGAUCGCCCACAUCAUGAUCGCCCUUCUGAUGGCAGGGCAGCACACAUCGUCUGCCACGAGCUCAUGGGCGCUCCUCCACCUUGCCCACAACGUCGAAGUCGCCGAAGCACUGUACAACGAACAAGUCGAACACUUUUCCAACCCAGAUGGUUCCUUCAGACCCCUCACUUAUGAUGAACUCCGUGCCCUUCCCAUCCUCGACUCUGUUAUCCGCGAGACGCUUCGAAUGCACCCGCCUAUCCACAGCAUAAUGCGAUAUGUUCGAGACGAUGUUGUCGUCCCUGGCUCCCUCGCCGCGGCUUCGGAGGAUAAAACCUACGUCAUCCCAAAAGGCAACUACGUCCUCGCCUCGCCCGUCGUCAGCCAGAUGGAUCCUCGAAUCUGGAGAAACCCUGAAAAGUGGGAACCGGCUCGAUGGAGUGACCCCAACGGCGUCGCUGCACAAGCGUACAGCACCUACGUGGAUGGAAACGGAGAGAAGAUUGAUUAUGGCUUUGGAGCUGUGAGCAAAGGUACUGAGUCGCCCUAUCAGCCUUUUGGUGCUGGAAAGCAUCGGUGUAUUGGUGAGCAGUUUGCAUACCUCCAACUCGGCACCCUUAUCGCUACUAUCAUUCGAAAGCUGGAGUUGAGGGUGGAUAAAGUUCCUGAGCACAAUUACCAUACUAUGAUCUUGAUGCCCAAAGCUCCCGAUGUUAUCUCGUAUCGCCGUCGCAAUGUAUAGAUGCUUGCGACCGACAGGAUGUCGUACGCACCCACUUACAAAGAUUGCCAAGUGGCCACAACGGUGAUGUCUGUGGCCUGGUUUAGGAUACACAUAUGUCGAGUACAUGAUCUAGGCGGUAGCCACACCCCCAAGUCCUCGCAGCAAUGUCAUAAUCCAAUUUUCGUC